Messenger RNA from Diaporthe amygdali, 3540 nucleotides. Its product is annotated as dna repair protein rad51. Lineage: Eukaryota; Fungi; Ascomycota; Sordariomycetes; Diaporthales; Diaporthaceae. Bases 1 to 3540 code for a protein of 1179 amino acids. The record is from RefSeq and is a predicted model, not a curated record. The transcript is spliced from 3 exons. Gene Ontology annotation, cellular component: nuclear pore. Gene Ontology annotation, molecular function: structural constituent of nuclear pore.
AUGGAGCCCGAGCCGCCAAUCCUCUUCAAGGAGACUCGCGUCAAUCUGGAGCCUGCCUCCAACGCGUCCAUCGUCCACAUCAGACUUCCUGCCCCCACCAGGUCAAGAGAUCGCCGCUCCAUUGGGCUCGACAAGUACGGCGAGGAGGAGAGGACAUACCGAUCGAGGAACCUGGCCAGCGCCGCCUCCAUUUACCACAGGAAGCACCACGACUCGCCCCGGAGCUUCCUCUGGCGCGUCCUCGAGGAUGACACCGUUUUGAGCAUCCGCGCCGCCGACGUCUCCAAACAACAGAACGCCCCCGACGCAAACCUCAUCCUCAACCUGCGCUUCCCAAACCCUAUACGAGCUUCGUGCAUCGCCCUUGCCGACGCUGCAGAGCACGACGCGCUCAGCAUUUUCGCACUCGACCACAGCAAUUAUCUCUACACCAUAGUCUUGCGACCCGAUCACUUUCGAAAACGUUCCGCAACAGAAAACGGCAUCGGCGAUGCCUGCAAGACACACCUGUCCGGCGCCUUCAGCUUCAAACACCCACACCGGCUGGUCGCUGUCAGCGCGCAUCAGGUGGUCGUCACAUUCCAUGAUGGAGGUCUGAUCCGGUUUGAUAGGGACCGGACUCAUAAUGCCAACAGUCAAACGUGGAAGGAGACAAACUUCAGUGCCCAAGGCUGGGCUACGAGCUUCCGCAGUCUGCUCCCUCUGCCGUUCCAGGGCGGCCACACGAUCAAGCAUGGCAAGGCCAACAUGGAACUGAGUGCCGCGACUUCGGUAGUAACCGACACUUUGGGUGUUGAAUCCGCCAAAUUCCUCUUCUCAGUCUGUCUCGACCAUCGCUUACGGAUCUGGAACGUCCAGUCAGGCGCGAUUCUGUACACAGCGGACAUGCUAGGCGUGGAACGCAACCCGCAAGAGAUUGGAAAGUGGAUCAUCGAUCCAGGCCGCGAUAAUCUCGUCCGCAUAGUUGGGCAGACUGAAGGUCGACGGACGCUGGUGACCUAUUCUCCGGUUGCCAACGAGUUCAAGUUCUGGAAGGUGGAAACCCAAGAUGAUACAACAAUCUUUGUCCACGACAUGUUUCCGGACCAGCAACUCACGCCCCCAGGGCUCUCAUCAGGGGAUGUGUGGACGCUGGCUGAUUUUGGCGUGGCACAACCUACUGGCCAAGCCUUCCACCUCUGGGUCCUCACCAAGAACAACCUCACUUACCGAGUCCAGAAACUGGAGUUUCGUGCUUCGGACUCGGAAGACGACUGGAGGUCUGGCUGGAUGUCUGUUCAUAUCGAUAACGAGCACCCAAGCGCCGAGUCCUCCAACCCUGGGGAUCCUACCGACGCGACAGAAAAAUGGCUCCAGACCUUGUUCUACCCCGGGCGGUUCUCAAGGGCAACUCUCGAGGCUGCCCUGGCCAUGUACGAGCGGGGGCUCGGGUCCAAAGAAACGACGGCUAGGAAUGGGAAGGGCCUGAUCGAAGCAGUAUGCUCUGUGUUGGGCUCAACAGCGACCCUCGACAGACUCGCAACCGGUGAGAUGGACUUCGACCAGUUCCGGUCCCACAGCCAGGUCUCCUGGCGUCGAUUCUAUCGUCUGGUCCUGGAACUGGACAAGCAGCGGGGCGAAGCACUCUCGCUGGCCCUAGAUCAUAACUCGGGCUUGGCUUGGGUACUAUGUGCCGACGUCGUUGCCGCUGUGCACCCAUGCUCAACCUUAGACCAGAUCUACCACAAGUCCCCAGGCACGAUAGACGUGGAGAAUGAGAACGUGGCAGCACUGGUGUCUGCUGGGCUGGAUCUCGUUGAUAACUUCUCAGACAGUAUCAUGCAGCAAGCCAAUGCCGCCCUGCGGCUAGAGUUGUUUGAUGAAUCAUCAGACACAGACAUGGAGCGAAUACAACGGUUCUUCGACGAGUCAGCGUCAUGGCGAGGGAUCUCCGAGGAGGACGCGGCUCAAGUUGUCGAAAGUCUUGGGAGCGAUUUCAGGAUUGUCACUCAGGAGCUAUACCGACAGCUUGUUGAUCUUUUCGCGACGACCGAGGAUGCUCGCGCUAGAGAUGUUCGACAUCCGCUCACAGAGUUCGGAAGGAAAGUAGUUGUGAAAUCCGUUCAAGAAACAGCAGAACUGCAGUGGCAGGUUUUGUUGAGCCAGCUGCUCCUCCUGGUACACAUGGAGUAUGAGUACGAUGAGGACAAUGAGGAGAGCGCUCUUCACUCAAGAUUGGACAUCGGUUUUGUCUAUCGCCAGCUCAUCGAAGCCCUGAAGCAUCUCGAAUUCCUCAGGUGGCUAGUCAAGACGGAGAUCAGCGUCCCCGUUCUGAAACCAGAACGGUCUAAUGGGUCACCAACGACUACGAAACGGCCAGAUGACAUGCGGACAAUCACUGCUUUCGAGGUGAUCAUCAGCCACCUACUCGGGCUUGUGGACGUCGAUGGUGAGCCUUUGGCAUCGAGCCUGACGGAUGUGGUGAUCGACAUCUGUGCCCCUGACAGCGGCAUCGAGCUGUCGCCUGCGUUAAUACAAUGCUCCCUAUUGAAGGCAGACCGGCCGGACCUGGCGCUGGAACUUAAGAGGUUCUGUGAUCAAGACCCGUUCCCAGUCUAUAUCCAGGGCCGCGUCUUCCUAUUUCUUAAGGACUACACCACAGCUGCCCUCCACUUCAAGAAAGCAGCCGUUGGAAUGAGUGUCCCAAUGAAACAUACGGAACGACACACUGGUGGUCUCCUAGAUGAGACAGAAAAGAAUCUUCUGAACAGCGGCCUCGCCAAUUACUAUUCCCACAUCGUCUCACUAUUUGACCGGCACAAGGCCUUUUCCUACGUCAUCGACUUCGCCCGCCUCUCCUUACAAUUCGCCCAAGCCCCAGAUUCCAAGUCGACAAGGAUAGAAAUGCUCAGCCGCCUUUUCACCGCCUCGACGUCCAUCUCACGGUUCGACAUGGCCCACGCAACCCUGCUGUCCAUGCCAGACCGCGCGCUAAAGCUGUCAUGCCUGAAGAAGCUCGUCGAGCGGAUGUGCGAGACAGCGCAGACGUCGGAGCUGACGGCGCUGCCGUUCUCGGGCAUGCAGGAGGACGUCGACUCGAUCCUGCAGCAGAAGUGCAGGGCGACGACGGACGUGGUCCGCGGGACGCCGUACCACCAGAUCCUGUACGCGUGGCGCAUCACGCACAACGACUACCGCGGCGCCGCGGCGGUGCUCCACGACCGGCUGCAGAAGCUACGCCAGACGGGCGAGGCCGACAGGCUCAACGGCGACGACGUGCUCGACACGGCCGUGACGAGGCAGUUCCUCCUGCUGAUCAAUGCGCUCAGUUGCGUCGACCCCAAGCAAGCCUGGAUUACCGUCGAGGAGGCCCCGGCGGCCAACGGGGAUGCCAGAGCUGACCACGACGGCGCCGCCGCCAAGCCGAGAAGGAAGGUGGUCACUCUUGCCGACCUCAGGAGGCAGUACCAGGCUGAGCUGGACCGGAUCGCGGCGAUACAGAAUAACCAGUUUGGGUUCACGGCGGAGGACGAUGAUGAUGUGAUGGUCAUUGACCCGUGA